CAAAUUUUUUUUAUCCGUUUUAUCUGCACGUUUCUACGAACAACAAGGUUAAAGGGUCAAAUAGGGUUUUCAGAUAGACAACGCCCCCGUUUUCACAGAAAUCACAUGACUAAUCGAAAACGAAACUAGUUGGAAUUUCCGAUGCCAAGUAGUAUAUAAACGGAUGUGGGGGGCGGACUUUCUACAUAUCACGUCCAGACAGCUGCAUGACAGAAACCGGUGUGGUCGCAGAGUGACACAAGCACAAAGAAAGGCAACGUUUCCAUGAAGAUUUCUUUCCUUGGUACCUGUGGGCAAAUAUAUAGGGCAUCCUUCAGAAAUCCUACAUAUUCUCAGUGAUACAUGUAGUUGCUGUCAUGUGCCAAGAAUAAUCAGAAUAAUAAUUUUCUGCUGCUUCAAACAAAGAUGGCUGAACAUGGUUUUGGUAUACGGACACCAUCUUUAAUUGAACAACUAAGAGCUGUAUUAGACCAGUAUCCAGAUGAUGGACAGAUUUUAAAGGAAUUAAUCCAAAAUGCUGAAGAUGCAAGGGCAAAGCAUGUGAAAUUUGUGAAUGACAGACGUCAGUUUUCUGCAGAGUCUUUGUAUAAACCAGAUUUGAAGAAUUUUCAGGGUCCAGCUCUGUAUGCCUACAAUGAUGCUACUUUUGGUGAUGCUGACUGGGAUAGAAUAGGAGCCAUUCAUAAUAGUAGCAAAAAAGAUGACCCACUGAAAGUAGGGAAAUUUGGAUUGGGAUUCAAGUCCGUCUUUCACAUGACAGAUUUACCAAGUGUGAUAAGUGGAGACAAGAUAGGAUUCUUAGAUCCACAUGAAAGAUUCUUUGGUUCCAGAACAACAGGAAAACAGUGGCACUUGAAGAAGGACAGACAGACAAUAUCUACUCUUAGUGAUCAAUUUGAACCAUUUAUGGGAAUUUUUGAGUGCAGCAAGAAAACAUUUAGUGAUGGAUUUUAUAAUGGGACAUUGUUUCGAUUUCCACUCAGAGCAAAAGAACAAAAUGAUGAAUUCUUUUCAGAAUUAUCAGAAGAGACAUAUGCACCUGAAAAAAUAAACAGUUUGUUCAAAUCUUUCAUGACAUGUUCAUAUAUGAACCUUCUAUUCCUGUCAUCACUGGAAACCAUUGAAUUGUAUGAAAGAGGGGAAGAAGAUGAAAAACCUAGGUUAAUUUUCAGUUUAGUAAUCGAUAAAAUUGAUGCUGUGAGAUCAGAGCGUCAAAAGUUUUUGACAAAAAUUGAUCAGCUGCGACAAACCAAUAAGUGGCCAGAGAAUGCUGUCCAAGUGACAUAUGAGCUCCAAUUCACAGAGACAAAAUAUAUGCGGGGAUCAGCCAGGGCAAGUCCCAGUCAUUUAAAUGUGGCCAACCUAUCUCAUGACAUAACUUUCCCAACAUCUGUUUCAACAAGCAAAUGGAUGUUAACAAACCACUUUUCAGGAGGCCAAGUGAGUGCACGGUUUAAAGAACUGGCAAAUGAUUCAAAACUGGGUUUUCUUCCAUGGGUGGCUGUUGCUAUGUGCUGUGAGACCAAAGGUGAGCCAUUUGAACAAGUUAAGCGGAGACCCCAACAACCAAAAGGUCAUCUCUUCUGUUUCCUACCACUUCCACUGGAAACAAAAAGCAUAACUGGUCUACCAGUCCAUGUGAAUGGGUUCUUUGCUCUAAGUCAGAAUCGCAGACAUCUUAAAUGGCCCACUGCAGAUCAAGAAAAGUCAACCCUGACUGAUAAAGCUCUGUUGUGGAACAUCUGUCUUAUGGAAGAAGCAGUUUCCAAGGCAUAUGCUGAACUCCUCAGUUUUGCCACUAAGAAAUGCAUUUCACCAGUGUGCUUUUAUGAUGCAAUGCCAGCAUACAGUGCAAUUGAUCCAAAAUUUGAAGAAAUGGUGAAAAGUAUGUACAGAUUGACUCUAUCAAGUCAAUUAUUUCACAGCCCAACAGCUGGUGUCAACAGUAAUCAGUCUUUUGGCACAUGGGAAUAUGCCAGUGAAGUCUUGUUCAAUGAUUUGUGCUCCAAGGUUGACAAUGAUGAAGAUCAAAUAACAAUUUUGAACAUUCUCAGGCAAAGUGGAGCAAAAGUUUGCACAGUCCCCUCACACAUAGAAGAUGCACUGAUGAGAGACAACUUGGCAGUAGCAAAGAUUCAGCCAAGAAAUGUGCGAAUUGCUCUCAAGAAACCUAGUGUGUCACCUUAUGUAGAUGGUCUUCCAUAUGAAAAGAAGAUGUCUCUACUUAAGUACAUACUGUCUGAUUCAUCUUAUGAAGAUAUGGUUGGAAUCAGUCUUUUGCCCCUAGCUGACCAGUCUUUUGCCAUGUUCCAAGCCAGCAAAAGUGAAGAGGUGUACAUUCCAACCAAAGAUCAUCCAAAAGAACUUCUCCCUGGACUGAGUCAUAACUUAUUAGAUACAUCUAGGGAUGUUCCAUCUGAAGUUACCUCACACCUGAAAAAGAUAGCAAGUUUGGGCUUAACCCAGUUGAAGAUUCUUGAUAGAACCUCAGUGUCCAAUUUGAUACGAAGGUUGUUUCCUUUAUCCAAAGAAAACUGCAAACUUUGGAACCCACAGACCAGAGAGCAUCCUACUUUUCAUUGGUUUCAAAUGUUAUGGAAGUACCUGGCAGGCAGUUCCCUGAUGAUCUUUCCAGGUUUGAAGGUUUACACAUUCUGCCAGGUUGCUUCUUGCAAAGUUGUGAGGUUAAGCUCUGGUAUAGCUGCUUUGAUUGCGUCCUGGAGAGGGGACAAACUUGAUGAUAGUUUGGCCCAUCAAAUAAGAGCUUUGGGGGUUAUUGUAUUUCAGAAUCUUCCCAAAUUUAUUGAAGAUCACCAGGCUGUUGUGCCAAGGUACAUUAGUCCACCAACACCUCAAGGUGUUCUACAGGCUCUUUCAAGUGUGCAAACACAAGCUCUGGCAGUUGUAAAAGAUUGGCCAUUAGCAGAAAAGGAUAAACUGAGAAUGUUUUUAUCCAAAGCCUCUGCAAACUGUAUACAUUUGCACAGGGAAUUACUUUUGAAACUACCAAUCUUUAGGUUAGUGAGUGGAACAAAAUAUUUUGAUCUGCCAAGUUCUGCUGACACAGUUUCUCUCAGUGAGGUACAAAGGGCCUUGCAACACAGUCCAAGCUUUCCAUUACCUUUCAAGUUCAUAAAUGCAUCAGAGAGAGACUCAGAAGUCCUUGUUCAACAUUUACAAAUAAGGGUAUUCCACACCAAUGACUUGCUAAAAGAAAUUGUCUUACCAAACAUUGAAUGGUACAAGAAGAAUGGGGAGAUUGAUUGUUUGAUGAAGCAAGUUCUGACUAUCAACAUGAAUGAAGAUCAAAAAAUUUUCCAAAAGAUGAAGAACAUAUCUUUUAUUCCAACCAAAUCAGGCAUGAGAUUCACAGCAAACUCAUUGUUUGAUCCUUGUGACCAUGUUGUGUUUGAACUAUUUGAUGGGGUGUGUGAUGUAUUUCCAACUAAGCAAUACAGGGAUGAGCCACGAUUAUUCACAGCUUUAAAGAUGCUAGGAUUGAAGACAAAAAAAGACAUAACUGCCAGAGACAUUUACGGGGUUGCUCAGUACAUUCAAAAGGCAAAUGGACCAGUGGUGCCAGACCAUUUCAUUGCCAAGUCCAAGGCAGUUAUGACCAUUCUGAAGUCCCAGCCAGUAAUACUAGGACUUGCAUCAGAGUGGUUGAAGACAGUCAAGUUUAUCAAGGUCAAGCCAAGGCCAUAUAAUUAUCCCAGGACUUUGCCAUGGUGUUAUGCUGCAUGCAUCUUUUUAAGUCCAAGUGAGUUGAACAGCAGCAUCUUUGAAAAAGUGAUUGGCUCUGUGGGGCAUAUUGCAGGUGAAGAAGUAAAUGAGGAGAUUGCCAGAAAUUUUGGAUGGAACAAAAGGCCAGCUGUGUCAAAAGUGAUAGAUCAUUUAAAACAAGUUGUUCGCCACUACACAAGCAAAGAAAAAGAUGUGUAUUUGCCAAUGAUUUUAGAUAUCUACAGAGAACUAUGGCACCCUGAGAGGGACGGAAAUCUACAUGAACACUUGAUACCUAGUGCAGAGAAAUGGAUUUGGAAUGGAGAUGGAUUUUGUUCAGCUGAAGAGGUCAUUCCUUUCAUCCCAUCAAAGCUGCAGGGGAUUCAGCUAAAGCCACACAUGUUUACCCUGCCAGGAGAAGUAGAGGAAUUCAGCAAAUACUUUACACACUAUGGUGUAAAGCCAAGAAAUGAACUUGAAAUAAUUCUUCAAGUACAAAGCAUUAUCCAAAGCAAAUACCUAAAAGAAAGUAGUCAGUCAGGGAGGAACAGCAGCAAGCAUACAAAUCUUGAUAGACAGAGAGAUUUGCAGACCAUCAUAGAAUUAUUGCAUAUUGUUGAGUCCAUGGACAAAGACACCCUAUUACAAUUGCAAGAUGUGCUUUUAGUACCUAUUCAUAGUGAUGACAGUUCUUCCCUUAUCCUAAAACCAGUAUCAGAGUGCACCUAUUGUGAUAUGGAAUGGCUACAGCAAGGACAUGAUGUCACUGAUGUCAAUGAUGAAGAAUCAGAAUUAAUCUUCUUCGUCCAUGAGUAUGUUCCAAUGCAAACUAGUGAAAAUUUAGGAAUACCUACCCUCAUGAGCCGUGUUUUAGAUGCAGAAGAGUUAGACAUCAAUUAUGGUCAGUCAGAGCCAUUGACACGGCGCCUACAUAACCUGCUUAAAGAAGGUUACACAGAUGGUUUAUCUGUUCCAAAGGAACUUGUACAGAAUGCUGAUGAUGCAGGAGCAACAGAAGUGAAGUUUCUGUUUGACCAGAGAGAAAAUGAAGAUGCACAAACAUGUUUGAUAGAUGAUGGAAUGCGAAGAUGCCAAGGCCCUGCUCUCUGGGCCUAUAAUGAUGCUACAUUUACAGAGGAAGAUUUUACACACAUUGCUAUGCUGGGUGGUGCAACUAAAGAAAAAAUGAGUGACAAAGUUGGUAAAUUUGGACUUGGGUUCAAUGCCGUCUACAAUUUAACAGAUGUUCCAAGUUUUAUUAGCAAUGACAGCAUAGCUAUCUUUGAUCCUCACAUGAAACACUUGGGACGAGCAGUAAGGUCAAAACCUGGAAUGAAGAUCAAUCUGAAAAAUAGAAAAAAGUUGCAGAAAUUAAAGAACCAAUUCAAGCCUUUCAAUGGUAUAUUUGGCUGCAAUCUUGACCCCACUGUGGAAUCAUGCAUAGCAAGCUAUGAUGCAACAUUAUUUCGAUUUCCUCUAAGAACAAAAGAACAGUCCUAUGAAAGCGAGAUCAGCAAGGUGCAUUAUGACGAGGAAGAAGUAAAAGAACUUCUUCAGAUGUUGGUGAACUAUUUGCCAGAGGUGCUACUCUUUACACAGAAUGUGAAGAAAGUAUCAAUUUAUCACCUUCCAAAGAAUGGAACACCAUCAAUGAUGCAGCCUAUCUAUGAAACCACAAGGAACAUCACAAAAGUGAUACGAGGUUUGCAUUUACCACAUCUUGAGCCAACACAAAUUUUAAGAGCAUCAACUCAAGUACUCCAAGCAGUGCCAUCAACUCACAUGAACAGAGUCACACAAAAUCCAGCAGUGUCUCUUCUUCUUGAGAUGUCUUCUAAAAAGGUUCCAGGUAAUGUGGGUAUUCUCAAAAGGGAAGAGAGAAAGGAUUUCUGGCUUGUUACAUCAUGUUUGGGAGACCUUACACAAGAAGUGUUGAAAAUGUGCAAAGAUACUGGUCUUGUACCUACAGGUGGAGUGGCAGUACACUUAGAAGAGUGCAAUAUACAAGGCAGCAAAAGCUAUGCACCAACAUGUCUUGAAGGAACAAUUUUUUGUUAUCUUCCUCUUCCCAUACUCAGUGGGUUUCCAUUCCAUGUCAAUGGCAGUUUUUCUGUUGAGUCCAACCGCAAACAUCUGACUGAGAAAACUUCUGAUGACAAGAUUUCAAAAGGAGCUGAAUGGAAUGAAACUUUGUUUAAAGAUGUCAUUUCCAAGGCUUUUCUUUUUUGUCUGGAGGAUUUGAAAACUUUGACAUCUGGCACAUCUUAUACCUUUUGUGACUUGUGGCCAGCCUCAGUGACCAGAUAUAAACCAGUAUGUCAACACUUCGUGAAAAAGCUGUAUGCCACUUUAUUUUCCAGUAAAGAACAGCAGGCACCUCAUUUACUUUCAAAUGGAAAAAUGUGGUCAAAUGCCCAUAGUGUUGGUCUCCUCCAAGAAGAUAUCAAAGGAUCAGGUAUAGCAAAACAAGCCAAAGAGGUGUUGGAAAUUUUUCUUCAAAAGGAGGGAAAGAUAUAUGUUGAAGUUCCCCAUAAAACAAUGGAAGCCCUGUCAUUAUAUGCUCCUAAAGUUGUUGUGGAAAAGAUCAUGUAUGGCCUCCACAAGCUUUACAAAGAAGCAGUUUUUCCAAAUCUCAACAUUAUUGCUGAAGAUGUCCGAAAUGCUUUGAUUCUGCAUGCACUUGAUCAUGGUGAUAAAGAUCUCAAUGAGCUCUUGCAUUGCGCAUGCAUUCCUUCCUUACCACAUGGGCAGCUAAAACGACCAUGUGAUCUCCUGCACCCAAAUGGUAGAGCUGCUCCAUUAUACCAUGUGGAAGACGGGAAAUUCAUCCAAGGAACAGAAAGCUCAUACCUGCACCCAUAUCGCCUCCUAGUAUUGGAAAAACUUGGCAUCUGUAAAGAUGAAAUCGACUGUAAGCUGAUUUUAGAGAGAGCCAGAAGUGUUGCUGUUCUUCAUCGUGCAGGUGACAGUAGAGGAAUAGAGAGAUCAAAAAGGAUAUUGCAGUACUUAGAAUGGAGGCUCAGAACCUAUAAAACUGAUAAAUUGAAAAGCAAACUGGGUGAACUACGUGAAAUACCAUUCUUGCCAGCCAAGGCAAAACCAGAAGGUUAUCCACUUCCCUGGAAAGGCAAUCACAACAAUCUUGUUGCACCUGUGGAAUGCUUUUCAACAGAUGUGGAAGACUUAGUAUCCUCCACUGCUGCUGUUAUUGAUACAAGGGAGCUGAAGAUGGAGAAGAGAGUUGCAGUGUUUCUCCAAAUAAAAUCUGAAAGAGAUGUCAAGGUUGAACAGGUAUGGCAUCAGCUUGAUCAAGCAAUAAAAGCUGCUACAGUGUGUAAAUACUUGCCAACAUAUCUGAUGAGACACAUCUAUCAGCAUCUUAAUGAUUUACUGAAGAACAACCCUAAACACCAGAAAACAUUUACCUCUGAACUGGAAAGAAGAAAUGCAGUGUACAUUCCACAGAUUCAUGAAUUUAUCUCAGGACGUAAGGUCAUAUUUCACUCUGAGGCCAAGUUUGAACCACUUCUUUAUGAACUCCCCAGUCCUUGGGAAAGUUUCUAUGUCAUCAUGAGAGCUGCAGGUGUUAGGAAAAACUUUGAUGUUGCAGAUUAUAUCAAGGUUCUACAGGAGCUGCAUAAAGACAAUCACACAUUCAAAAAAGAGUCCUUGCCAUCUUAUGUAGUUCAGGUUGUGUUUGCAUUACAGGAAAAAAUUUCCCCUACCAAUUCAAACAGAUGUGCCACUCACUACAACUCUGAAAUCAGUUGAAUUGAACAUGGGCCAAUUUAUUUACCAGAUGAUCAAGGAGUUAUGUCUGAAGCAAAGCAGCUCUGCUUUGAUGAUUGCCAGUGGCUUGAAAAUGAUGACAGCACGCAUUAUGUACACAAAGACUUGCCUUAUCAUGUUGCUAUAGGCCUUGGUGUUCAGACAAAACGAGGUGAAAAGCUGAGGAAAUAUUCAAUGGGAAUUGGUUUUGGUCAGAAGGAAAAACUUACUAACAGAAUAAAGAGAAUUUUAGAUGGGUACCCUUAUGACCAGGAUAUCUUGAAAGAGCUUUUGCAAAAUGCAGAUGAUGCAAAGGCAACUGAAAUUCACUUUGUUUUUGAUCCCAGACAACAUCCAGUUGAGCUUAUAUUUGAAGAAUGCUGGGAGCCACUGCAAGGGCCAGCUUUAUGUGUUUACAACAACAGCCCAUUUACAGAAGCAGACAUAAAGGGUAUUCAGAAUCUAGGUGAGGGAAGUAAGAGUGAAGAUCCAAACAAAACGGGACAGUAUGGUGUAGGUUUCAAUGCUGUAUAUCAUCUCACAGAUGCACCAUCUUUCUUAACCAAGGGUGAAGAAAUGGGAGAGACACUUUGUGUAUUUGAUCCACAUUGUAUCUAUGUACCAGGUGCUUCUGAUGCUGAACCUGGAAGGCGUUAUGUGGACAUUCCUAAGUUAAGAAGGUCUUUCCCAGAUGUUUUUGCAGGAUAUUUGGAUGACAUGAGGGAUAUUUUUCCAAUGGAGGAAGCUACCUUGUUCCGAUUGCCACUCAGAAAUGAAUACAUGGCCAGACGAUCCCAGAUAAAACAGAAAGCAGUUACCACUGAAGAAAUGCAGUCUCUCAUGAGAAGAUUUAAAGAUGAUUUAUUUCUGAUGAUGUUAUUUCUCAAUAACAUAAAGAAAAUAAGCCUCUCAGAAAUUGACACCUCCACUGGAAAGCUGCAAAACACUUACAGUGUAGAAGCACACCUCAGUGCUGAAGAUACACAGGCACAGCAGUCUUUUCAACAGAAAAUUAUGAAAAGUAGACAGAUCCUCGAGGCACGAGAAAUGAGAGUGGACCAGUUACAUGCUAUUGAUGUUUCUUACAAACUGUCCUUGCAAAACAGUGAAGGCAGAUCUCAAAAGUGGCUAAUUACUCAGCAGUUUGGCUUCAGCAAUUCAGCAGUAUCUCCAACUUUACAGAAAGCCCUUGGGAACAGAGAGUUGGGACUUUUGCCACGUGGAGGGACAGCAUUUUUGCUUCAAUCUGACAUUCCAAGGCUAGAAAUAUCAAAGCCCCAGAAAAACAUAAUUUUUUGUUUCCUGCCAUUACCAUUGGAAACAGACCUCCCAGUCCAUAUAAAUGGACACUUUGCUCUGGAUCAUGAAGCAAGAAGAAAUCUUUGGGUGGGGAGCGAAAAUAUGUGUACUGAUGUGAAAAGUGAAUGGAACAAAACAUUACUGGAGCAAACAGUUGCCCCUUGUUACACCAAUCAGCUUGAGCAAACAAAGUUGAUGAUUAUGGAAAAUAUUCAUGGAAAAACUGAGGCUCAAAUAGAAAAACUAUUGCAAUGGUAUGCUCAGCUGUUUCCUAUUAUCAGUCAUAAGGAAAGAUAUAUACAUUAUUUGGCAAAAAGAGUUUACCAACUAACCUGUGAACUUUCUUUGAGGGUUCUUCCAGUUUUGCGGAGGUCAGAUCGACGUCAGAGAGAUUGUGAAAUAACCUGGUUUCAACCUACAGGAAGUGGAAAAGAUGAGGUAUUUUUUGAUGACUUGGAUAGCCAGAUUCUAGAACCAAAGCCAUUGUUCACAGAUAUACCAAGUGUAUAUAAGCCAUCCCCCAGUUGUACUGUCAGAAGAAUUCUACUUGACAGCAAUUUCAAUCUAGUGCAUUGCCCAAUGUCAAUAUUUAGACGUUACGGGGAUGCAGGCAUCCAGGUGAAAACUGUGAGUCCAGAGUCUGUACUUCAGUUCUUUCAAACCUUCCAGAAACCUGAGGAGUUGUGCUUCAUUUCAGAACAAUACUUUCCAGUGGAUAUCACAAACACCAUCUUUGGAACACCAGAAAACCUCCAAACUGUGUUGGAGUUUUGCACGAAGUCCAGUAAUUUUCUGCAGAUGCUUGAGGACUGUCCAUUGCUUUUGACACAAGACAAGAAACUGAAAGUGUUUAGUUCAAGAUCACCUGUGUUUUGUUCAAAAUUCUCCUAUUUGCUACCCAUGCAUGCUGCUUUCUUUUGCCAUACCUUAUUGGUAAAUACAAUUUUUUGUACAUUUACUGAGAAGAGUCAAAUUUUCAAAAGAUUUAUGAUUUCUGAUCUAGCGGCCAGCCUGCCCUCUGUGUUACCGCAGGAGCUACAUAGAGGAGGGAUAAUUCACUGGAAUCCAGAGGCUCCAUCAAAACAGUGGAUCCAGUCACUGUGGAAAUAUCUUCACUCAGAAGUUGAUCCUGAGGUCAGUAAUGAAACUGAUGCAGUUUCUAAAUGCCAGAAAAUAAGAGAUUUAUUGAAACCACUUUCAGAUUGGUGUCUCUUGCCAGUAAUCAUACAGCCAGCAGGUCUGUGCCUGCUUCAGAUGUCACGAGCACAAGAGGCUGUAGAUAGUCGAGUUUACUUCUCAGGCUUUGAAAAAAUUUUAGAUGUCUUACAAAAGUUGGACGUUCCACAGCUAGCGUAUGCUUUACUACAAGGACAUUCUAAACCAAUUUGUCCCACUGCACGCGCAACAGUAAGCAACAUUAAUUCCCCCAUAUCGGUAGUCGCUGCAUUGGAAGGAGUAGCAAAAAGGCAAAAACUAGUUGGCAAAGCAAAUGUCGUGGAAUGUCAGGUCAUACUGGGAUAUUUUCGUCAGUGCCUUGAUGUCCUGAAAAAGACCCCUGAACUGAAGUCAAAAGUGUGCAGUUUUCCUUUCUUCUAUUCUGUGACAAAAGAGCUUAUAAGCAUUGAAAGGAAGACUGCUUACAUUAUACCUACAUCUAUCCCUGCACAUGGUAUGCAAGUAUGGGACAGAGGUGGUGAAAGUGUGGCCUUUUUGAGACCUAGUGAGAUGUUAGAACCACUUUACAAAUGGUUGGGUUGUCAAGUUCUCUCUGAAUGUGAUGCAUACUGUAUGUACAUAUUUCCAAAGUUUGCAGAUUUCUCAGAGGCAGAAAGAGUGCAUCAUUUGGAAUUUAUUAUAGGCCGUUACUUACAUCCUUUGAGAAAGAAGGAAGAUGAUAGGAAGAGGAUGAUAAAGGCACUUUCUUGUUUGAAGUUUCUGCCUAAUAGUAGAAUUCCAGGUACCCUGGCAACUGCAAGUUCAUUUUAUGAUCCUUGCAAUGAAGUAUUUAAAGCCAUGCUUACUGAGAAAGAGUUUCCUCCAGACCCUUACAACUCUACAGAAUUUUUACCAUUGCUUCGUGAAAUAGGUUUACAGCAACAUGUCACAGCAGAGAAGGUCAUUGAAUUUGCCAAAUCAAUUGAAAAGGGGUCAAGGCUAGCACACCAAGAACAAUACAGAACCUUUGCAGAACAAGCCAGAGUAUUAGUAGAGCAUUUACUUUCACGUAAAGAUGUUUUAAGUGAAUAUUCAUUAUUGCAUGAAAUCAGGGAUGUGCCCUUCCUGCCCCAACAUGUUGCCUCAGAGAACCUUCAGAGACUGUGUCCUCAAGGCAGUAAGGUGAAAGGGUCAGUUCCACCUUUUAUCUGCUUCAGUGGAUCAAUCCCGUACAAGCAAGAAUAUGAAUUACUGUCAUGGACAAAUGCCCAUUUCAUUGAACAGUGGGCAAAUCCAAUGUCUUACAGGUACCACCUUCAAGUUAGAGGUGACAAACAGUCUUACUACAGAAAAGUGUGUGAAGCCCUUGGAGUGAAGGAAAAACCAUCUACAGAACAGGUUGUGGGUCAUUGUUGCAGUGUCUGCCACUCAUUGCAAGAGCAAGUCGAAAAUCUAAGAGAUAAAGAAUAUGAACUGCUAUGCAAGAUUAUGGGGCAAAUGUAUCAGUGGUUGGAAAAAGACUGGAAGCAACUAAAUGAGAAAAAAAGUCCAAAGUGGACUAAACAGUUGCAAAACUUGACAUGCAUUUUAGUAGAGGAUGGAAGAAGACUUGUGUAUCCUAAUCAAGUUGCUAUUUUUUGCUUGCCAGAAGAUGAAUUAAAACCUUAUCUUUAUGCUGUGCCACCACUAUAUGCAAUGUACAAGGAUCUUUUCAAGCUGAUAGGGAGCACGGAUAGACCCUCAUGUUACCAGUAUGCCAAUGUCUUGGAAAUGAUUCACAGAGAUACUGAAGGAGAAAAAUUGGAGCCAAAUGAAAAGAAGAAUGCAUUGAAAGCAAUGGGCUUUUUGUUUAAAAAGCUUCGCAAACCAGAACAGUUAAACCAGUUGUACUUGCUUACUUCCAAUGGGGAUCUGCAGCUCUCCAAGGAUAUUAUCUAUUACAAUAAAAUGUCUCAUUUUGAGCGGCUUCAAAAAGUUCAGUUUGAUGAACCAGUACUUGUUUCUCUGACAGAAUGUGAAUUUGAGGACCCACCCCCACCAUAUAGCCAUGUUGCUGAAUAUUUGCCACAGAAUUUGCGUCUAAGAAAUUUGACUGAUGUUGUCAAAGAGAAACUGAUGUUUGAACCAGAAUUUGAAGACUUUGGUGAACAUCCUGUACAAUUGAAAAUGAGAUCUCCCAGUUUUUGUCAGGCAGUGAUACGCCUACUUCGUCAUGCUGGUAAAGAGGAGAACUUCCAAGUGAAUGAAGAAGACAUUAUUGUAUUAAAAGAAAACAUUAAAAACAUCAAAUUUCACUUGGUACCAGAAUUGACCACUGUGUUGGAAUACAAAGGGGAUGUUUUAGAAGGAAGUGAGAAAACGCAGUUUUGUUUCUAUAGGAUGGCACAUUGUGGACAACAGUCUUAUUGUUUUUAUUUGAAAAGAGGUGUCCAAAUCAGUAAAAAUUCACAUAAAAUUGCUGGAGUGUUGAACACUCUGUCAAAGCACAGACUGUCAUCAGUAUUUCAUCAGUUAUGCUGCAUCCUAUAUGAAAAUGUUGCUAUCAAUGGAAUAUCAAAAUGUUUGGAUGAACUAGACAUUCUUCCAGAUGAGUCAAACAUGGAGAGUGUUCUACCCACUCCAGGUACAUACCUUCAUAUAGAUGAUCAAUAUCUUCUGUCUGAGGAUUUUGACCACUUUGAGCGUGGCGAGUAUGUAGGAUAUGAAGUGGAAGAUCCAUUAUUGAAGAAUCUUGAGGGUCUUCCAACAUACAUAUAUGCCAUUGUGCUAGAAGAGAUCAUCAAAGAUGCCAAUUCUCAAACCUCAAAUGUGCAAAGGAAAUACAAAAUAUCAAUUGGAUCUGAAGAGAAUGACAUCCUAGUUGUCUCUGCAAAUGACCUUUACAAGUUUAAGCGCCCACCUAAAAAAGUCUCAAAAGACAUUCUUCCUUAUGAGAAGUCUCCAUACGAGGUCAACUCGGCUCCAGAACUUCUUGAAGACAUUUUGCAAGAUAUAACAAGAACUUUAGAGAAGGCUUGGAAGCUUGAUGAAAAUGAGAGGAAAAAAAUUAUCAAGAGAUUGAUCAGAAAGUAUCAUCCAGACAAAAAUCUUGGUCAGGAAGAUACUUACAAUAAAGCUUGUCAAUUCAUUCAGAGUGAAGUAGCUAGACUUGACAGAGGUCCACAACAAACAUUUGCAGCAUCUAGACCACAUUCAGCUUACACGGAUAUAUUUAGCCAAUUUUACACCAACAUGGGUCGCCGCGCCAGACAUGAAAGAGAUUGUUAUCACCGAUUCUAUUCAGGUGGGAGCUCUAGAAGUUAUGGGUCAUAUAGUGGAGGUUCAUAUACCCGGAAGAAUCCCCAACCAACAGAAGCUUUCAGGUGGUUCUGCCAGUCCCAGUGGGAUUUCAAGGCUGUCACCAAUGAUACCAGUGUACCAACCCAAAGCUAUGAAUGGGCAUGCUUCAAGUGCCAUCAGUCUGCAGAAAAAGCACUGAAAGCUGCACAGUUUGCGAUAGAUGCCAAUCUGAAGGACAACAGCCAUGACCUGCCUUCAAUGGCUGCCAGUCUAGACCUUUCAGGCAAUGGUUAUGAAAUUGCAAUGCUUUCAAGUCAACUUCAGACUCUGCUCAGACAUUCCGUAAGCAUGCGAUAUCCAGACAGAUGCUACUCAGGUAUUCCACAUGAUGAAUACAAAAAUGACACAGCAACAAAGGCAAAAAGCAUCACUGAGGAACUGCUGUCUCUGGUCAAAGCAUUGUUAAAAGACAAAGGUGUGCCAGUAGACAGAGAUUUUUAAAGUGUUUUCAUAGCUCUCCAGGAUAUAUUUGAUUUCUAGAACACUGUAAAAUAACAAGAUUGUGUUAACCUGGGUAUGAUAUUUGUAAUAUAUUUGAUACAAAUUCAUUGUAAAUAAGUUUUUGUGAUCUAUGAUUUUACAUUGCAUUAAGGCCUUGUAUAUAUAUAUAUAUAUA
Molecule: messenger RNA, 13900 nt
Organism: Lingula anatina
Lineage: Eukaryota; Metazoa; Brachiopoda; Lingulata; Lingulida; Lingulidae
Product: sacsin
Molecular function (GO): Hsp70 protein binding
Source: RefSeq, a predicted model, not a curated record